This is a messenger RNA of Corylus avellana, 5279 nucleotides long. RefSeq names its product PHD finger family protein. Gene Ontology annotation, biological process: regulation of transcription by RNA polymerase II. The record is from RefSeq and is a predicted model, not a curated record. Lineage: Eukaryota; Viridiplantae; Streptophyta; Magnoliopsida; Fagales; Betulaceae. Gene Ontology annotation, cellular component: nucleus. Gene Ontology annotation, molecular function: histone binding; nucleosome binding.
CCACUGCCUGCAAAAAACGCGAAUCUCUCUCUCUCUCUCUCUCUCUCCUCGAAAGCGAAAUCGAAAUCGAACUAUACGAAAAAACAAGUCAGUCUUGAAAACGGAUCCGAAAGAAAUUACGAACCAGAAUAAACUGAAAACCCUAACCCUAGCCGAGACUUUUCGUCUUCACCCCACACCGUUGUCUCUCUCUUGAUUUUACUGUGCACGUGAAGACCUUAGCCAUAGUUAGAUUAGGGUUAGGGUUUUUGUGGAUAGAGGUGCACGCGAGGUACCGAAGCGGAUUAGAAUUAGGGUUAGGGUUAGGGUUAGCGCUAGAGUUAGGGUUUCGGUGAUGGAAUGCGAAGGUUGUGGUGGUGGUGGGCGUUGUUUGUGUCGUCGCUGAUGACUGGAGGCCGAUGUCACAGGCGGAAGAAAAUGAUGGGUAGGGGUGCGGACGGAGGUUGCGGCACCGAGGAGCGGUCUUGCCCCGUUUCUAGGGUUCCGGCCAAAAUUCCGCCGGGGGCCCAACCGGAAAUUCCAGAGAAGCAGACCUCAGUAGACAUUGAUUUCUACUCGCAGUCUAGGAAAGCGCUCUGUGAGCGCUCGCCUUUCGACGUUGCGGACGAGGCCUCGGCUUUGAGUCUGCCUACUCUGCCCAGCGGCUUGGCCAGCUUCUUGUCGAGGAGUUCGGACAGUCGGAGGCGGCACAAGAAGUCCCAUUCGGCCCAUUCUGGCGCGGACAAGAAGUCUUCUCGGCCAUCUAGGGGUUCCAACAUUUGGGCUGAGACGGAUGAGUACUUUAGAGACCUGAGAUUGUGCGAUAUUGAUGCCUUGUUUGAGGUUUCUUCUCCAUUUAGUUCUUUAGCUACUUGGAAGUGUCUUCUGAUUCCAAUUUCGGAAAAUGCUUCGAGGGUGAAAGUAGGUAGUUGUGGAAUUGAGAGUGUGAAUGAGCAUGAUGGAAAUGGAAGCGGAAAUGGUAAUGGAAAUGGGGUUGUUAAAGAGGAGGUGAAGAGUGAGGGUGAGCAAUCAUUGGAAAGUGACAGUGUUGGAGACGAGGCAAAGCCUCAGGAUGAAAAGGGUUGUUCGGUGUCUGAUUCUUCUGGCGGUUUAGAAUGGCUUUUAGGAACUAGGAAUAAGAUUUCUUUAACUUCAGAGCGGCCUUCGAAGAAGCGGAAGCUUCUGGGUGGCGAUGCAGGGUUGGAGAAAGUUUUAAUUGGUUGUCCUUGUGAAGGGAACUUGUCAUUGUGCCACUUUUGCUGUACGGGUGACAUGGGAAAGGAGUCCCACCGGUUGAUUGUUUGCAGUUCGUGUAAGGUUGCAGUUCAUCGGAAGUGCUAUGGUGUGCAGGAGGAUGUGGAUGCAGCUUGGUUGUGUGACUGGUGUAAGCAGAAGAGUGAUAUCAAUAGUAAUGAUUCAGUGAGACCUUGUCUGCUUUGCCCAAAGCAGGGUGGUGCCCUAAAACCUGUUCAUAAGAGGGACGAAAGUGGUGGAUCCAUGGAGUUUGCUCACUUGUUUUGUUGCCAUUGGAUGCCUGAGGUCUAUAUAGAGGACUUGACAAAGAUGGAGCCGAUCAUGAAUGUGGGAGGAAUUAAGGAAACGAGGAGAAAAUUGGUGUGUAACAUAUGCAAGGUGAAAUGUGGCGCUUGUGUUCGGUGCAGUCAUGGAACCUGCAGAACUUCCUUCCAUCCUAUAUGUGCGAGGGAGGCGAAAUUCAGAAUGGAAGUUUGGGGAAAACAUGGAUGUGAUAAUGUUGAGUUACGGGCUUUUUGCUCAAAGCACUCAGAUGUACAUGAUAAUAGCAGCAGUUCACGUGCUGGUGAUCCUUCUGUGGCUGUUGGUGGUGACUUCAAUGUGGAUAACCAUCUUCCCAUGGCAGCCUCUAUGAACGAAGCACACAAGUUGAUUGAUUGCCAAAAUGGAGAUAAUAUUGCAGUUCAUCUAGGAACUUCUGAUGCUACUGAUAAAUCGGGUGACAGUGAACUGCAAGAGGUAGGGUGUUCCAAUUUUGGUUUAGAAACCAGAGUUAUGCCUGAAUGUGGUGGUGCACAGCAACUCAUUAAUGUGGGAGAACUAGGGAGGAGCAAUGAGGAUGUUAACCUAUCUGAUUCCCUUAAUGUUGCACUGAUUUUGAAGAAGAUGAUUGAUCGUGGAAAAGUCAAUGUGCAAGAUGUGGCAUUGGAGAUUGGCAUCUCACCUGAUUCAUUAACUGCAACACUUGCUGAUGACUGCAUGGUACCUGACCUGCGAUGCAAACUGUUGAAAUGGCUUAGAAAUCAUACUUAUUUUAGUACCUUGCAGAAAAAUCUUAAAGUUAAAGCAAAUUCAGCAAUUAUGUGUAAGGAUGAAGUUGGAACAACUGAUGAAUCUGAUGUUGUAGCAGUAUCAGAGUCUGAUAUUCCAGAUCCUGUCGCUGUUAAGUCAGUGCCCCCACGGAGAAGAACCAAAAGCAAUGUUAGGAUUUUGAAGGAUAACAAAGUAAUAUGUUCAUCAGGGGAAAUAUUUGGUGACAAUGGGAUAGUGAUCGAUAAGGUUAAAGUAGAUCAACCCGGCUGUGAAGAACCAGAAAAUUCAAGUAAAUUAUCAGUCCCCAGUGCUACCGAAAAGAAGUCCACUGAGCCUGAUGAAGUUGAAGAUUCUUUGCCGAGGCAUUCAUGUAAAUCUGAAGGCAAUUCACCUAGACCCUCAACUUGCAGCCUUCAUGAAAGCGUUCAAUUGGAGGAGGUUGCCAUUCAUGAGCACAAAGCGUCUGUGAAUGGAGACCAAGGAAAUCCAGUUUGUGCCACUGUAAAUUCAGUAGUCUCUGAUGUCAUGGUAACAGAAGCAGCAUCUAGCUUUUACAUCCACCCGUAUAUUCGCAAGAAAUUGUUGCAGAUGGAAUUGGGAAUGCUUUUAAAGAAUCCAGUAUAUGAGUUUAAUGGUUCAAGGGAUAAAGAAAUAUCUAGAUUGGAGGCUUCUUCCAGUGCUAGUGUUUGCUGUAAUCACGAAAAUCAACAUUUGAAGUGCAGUAACAUGAUUUGUAAAUCUGAUGGACUAAAUUUAGAACAAUUGGUUAAGGCUAGGAAAAUGGGAGUUUUAGAAUUGUCUCCAGAAGAUGAAGUGGAAGGAGAAAUGAUCUAUUUUCAGCAUAGGUUACUUGGCAACGCAGUUGCAAGAAAGCAGUUUACUGAUAAUUUAAUUUGUAACGUUGCUAAGAGUUUGCCACUGGAGAUUGAUGCAGCGCGGAUGCAAAGAUGGGAUUCUGUGCUUGUUAACCAGUAUCUUUGUGAGCUUAGAGAAGCAAAAAAGCAGGGUAGGAAAGAGAGAAAGCAUAAGGAAGCACAGGCUGUGCUGGCUGCUGCAACUGCUGCUGCUGCAGCAUCCUCUAGGAUUUCAUCAUUUAGGAAAGAUGCUUUUGAUGACUCGGCUCAACAGGAGAGUUUGAUGAAUUUGAAUACAUCUAUUGGGAGGUCUGGCACCAGCUCCCAGUUGAUGCCACGGGCGAAAGAGACACUUUCUAGGGUGGCUGCCCCUAGGAUUUCAUUGGAAAAGCACUCUGAUUUUGUUCAUUCAAUAUCAGAUCUUUCUAAGGAGCAUCCUAGAUCAUGUGAUGUCUGCCGUCGGUCUGAGACAAUGUUAAACCCGAUAUUAGUCUGUUCAAGUUGCAAGGUUGCGGUUCACUUGGGUUGCUAUCGAAGCGUUAAAGAAUCUACAGGUCCAUGGUACUGUGAAUUAUGUGAGGAAUUAUUAUCAUCUAGAAGCUCUGGAGCACCAACUGUCAAUGCUUGGGAGAAGCAUUUUUUUGUCGUGGAAUGUGGUCUAUGUCGUGGCACUACUGGUGCUUUUAGGAAGUCUUCAAGUGGUGAAUGGGUCCAUGCCUUCUGCGCUGAGUGGGUAUUUGAAUCAACAUUCAGAAGGGGACAAGUGAAUCCAGUUGAAGGAGUGGAGACAGUUUUGAAGGAGGCUGAUGUUUGCUAUAUCUGCCGUCGUAAACAUGGUGUCUGCAUAAAGUGUAGCUAUGGCCACUGCCAAGUAACAUUUCAUCCUACAUGUGCCAGAAGUACUGGCUUAUACAUGAAUAUAAAGAAUUUUGGUGGCAAGCUGCAGCACAAGGCUUAUUGUGAAAAGCAUAGCUUGGAGCAAAGGGCAAAGGCUGAAACUGAAGAACAUGGAAUUGAGGAGUUUAAGAGGAUCAAGCAAAUUAGGGUUGAACUAGAGAGGUUACGCCUUAUUUGUGAGAGAAUAAUCAGACGUGAAAAAAAGAAGCGGGAAUUGGUUUUGUGCUCACAUGACAUACUCGCUUGCAAAAGAGAUCAUGUUGCUCGUUCUCUGCUUGUUAAUAAUCCCUUCUUCCUUCCUGAAGUUAGUUCUGAAUCAGCUACAACAUCCCUCAAAGGGCACACCGAUGGUUAUAAAUCAUGCAGUGAUGCAAUCCAAAGAUCAGACGACAUAACUGUGGAUAGUACAGUUUCUGUUAAGCACCGGAUUAAAGUUCCUGUGUCCAUGGAUGCUGAUCAAAAGACUGAUGAUGACAGCUCCACAUCCCAAAUCUUUCUUACCCGAAAGCUCACUGAGAGGGCACAAUUUUCUGGGAAGCAAAUCCCUCAUAGACCUUCUGUUGCAUCGCCUAAUCUUUCGGAUGAGGGUGGAUGGAGGUCAAAAUCUAGAAAGCAUGCCGAGACAUUUGAAAAAGAACUUGUAAUGACUUCAGAUCAAGCAUCUAUGAAGAAUAUGCGAUUACCUAAGGGAUAUCAGUAUGUUCCUGCUGAUAUACUUCCCAGUGGGGAGCAUGACCAGGAUGCAUGUUCUGGUGAGCCAUUGGAACGCCAUGGAUAGAGCGACGCUUCUUCUUCCGGGUUUUGAUUUGCCUACUCAGGCUACCCGUCCAUCCAGGGCAAAUGUUUCCUGCCCCGAGGCUGCUGGAUAUAUCUGAUUAUGGAGAAUGGCAGACUGAACCCCAAGAUGGGGGUUCUGGUCAGUGUGCUCAUAAAUGGGAGUCACAAUCUGGUUUGGACAGGGAAAUUUUGACAAGGAAUUGCUGUAUAUUCAUUGUGAGAGUAACUGUACAGUGGGUGAGGGUUUAUUCCAUUAAUACAUGUAUUAGAAGGGCGUGAAUGUCUUUGUAUUGAUGCUUGUCUCUCUUGUGGAGAAGGUGGGGAUGGAAGCUGUGCUUCUUGUAACUGUAUACGAGGGAACUAAAGGGUAUCACCUACUGUGCCUCCUGCUCUGUAAAGAUGGUGUAUAUAGUCCUACAAUGUCGAUGCUCGAAAAUAUGGCGCUCUACUUGAUAUUUGAUUAGAGCCUUAUUUUGAAGUGCAACA